AUCAGGAGCUAGAGUUUGAAUGGGUUUAUAUAAACACUCACCCCUGGCGGCGUGCGGCUGGGCUCCCGGCAUAAACUCAAGGCACCCGGCCUGAUGCGUGCCUUGCCGUGUUCUUUCCCUUGAACGUCAAGGUUUGAGCAGAGCCCGAGGACUGGGAACUCUUCCCUGGAAUUGGAUCAACCUGAAGCCAGUUGCGGAACUGCACAGGGUCCCCAUGGACCUCAAGGAGAGCCCCAGCGAGGGCAGCCUGCAGCCCUCCAGCAUCCACAUCUUCGCCAACACCUCCACCCUCCACGGCAUCCGCCACAUCUUCGUGUAUGGGCCGAUGACCAUCCGGCGUGUGCUCUGGGCCGUGGCCUUCGUGGGCUCCCUGGGCCUGCUGCUGGUGGAGAGCUCGGAGAGGGUGUCUUACUACCUCUCCUACCAGCACGUCACCAAGGUGGAUGAGGUGGUGGCCCAGAGCCUGGUCUUCCCAGCGGUGACCCUCUGCAACCUCAAUGGCUUCCGUUUCUCCAGGCUAACCACCAACGACCUGUACCAUGCUGGGGAGCUCCUGGCCCUGCUCGACGUCAACCUGCAGAUCCCAGACCCGCACUUGGCUGACCCUGCGGUGCUGGAGGCCCUGCGGCAGAAGGCCAACUUCAAACACUACAAACCCAAGCAGUUCAGCAUGCUGGAGUUUCUGCACCGCGUGGGCCAUGACCUGAAGGAUAUGAUGCUCUACUGUAAGUUCAAGGGGCAGGAGUGCGGCCACCAGGACUUCACCACGACGGAGGGCUAG
Mustela lutreola (European mink) is the source of this 781-nucleotide messenger RNA. RefSeq names its product acid-sensing ion channel 2. The record is from RefSeq and is a predicted model, not a curated record. Gene Ontology annotation, cellular component: membrane. Lineage: Eukaryota; Metazoa; Chordata; Mammalia; Carnivora; Mustelidae. The transcript has 2 exons. Bases 215 to 781 code for a protein of 188 amino acids. Gene Ontology annotation, molecular function: ligand-gated sodium channel activity. Gene Ontology annotation, biological process: sodium ion transmembrane transport.